AUGCUCUGAGGUGCGGGGAGUGUCUUGGGUUCCCAGCGCUCCCAGUUUGUGAAGCGAAACAGUAAUUGAGAGCUCUGUGGGUUUCCUGAAGUGGCAGAGGUAGCUGUCAGCAGUGUGCUGCUGUGAUGCCUCUCCAGAGCUCAGUGCAAGAUUCAUCUCCUUGGAAUAAAUGAAGAAAGUGACUAUGAAAGCACAGCAUCUACCUUCUGUUUCCAUCAAUGAGGAGAAGUUCAUAACCAGAGAGCAACUCAGUUCACUUCUGAAGACUUAUAACUCUUACUAUUCUGACCAAGAAAACCUGCAACUGUCACGUACUCAGCGAGAAGGAAGCAAACCAUUUAUUGAAGGAAUCUUGUCAAUAUUUUGGGGCAUCCGACAUCCCAUCCGAUUAAAAAUUCAGGAUGAGAAGCAGAUACCCUCAUUUGUAACCCUAAAGUCUUUGGAGAAUGUGGGUUUGUUCCCUAGUAAAAGGGGAAUGACACGCUGGGGAGAAUUUGAUGACCUCCAUCACAUUAGUGGGGAAACGCUGAAAUCUGCUGAAGAAAAGGCAAACCUUGAGGAAAGUUAUUCCUGUUAUGAAAGCCGCACACUGACACCCAGGAGCCAGCAGGACCAGGACUGUGCCACCCUGUCCCGGGCUGGCAGCACCGUGGUGGCUCUGCGGAGCAGGACCUGGCUACCUGCCAUUGCCAGGGCAGAAGCAGAAACUCACAGGUUUUCAAUUAAUGGCCACUUCUAUAAUCAUGAGACGUCAGUUUUUACUCCAGCUUUUGGAUCAGAAACCAAAAUAAGAAUCAACAGCCAGAUGAGAACAAGACAAGUAAUAGAACAACUGCUUCAGAAGUUUAAGAUAGAAAACAGCCCCCAUGAAUUUGCACUUUAUAUUAUCCACGCGUCUGGAGAGAAGAAGCAACUGAGGAGUGGGGAUGUCCCCUUACUGCACAGACUGCUGCAGGGUCCCUCAGAGAAGAUUGCCAAGUUCUUCCUCAUGGACAGAGAUGUAGAAGAGAUCAGCAGUGAUGUUGCUCAAUAUAUUCAGUUUCAUCUUCCCUUUUUGGAAUCGAUUCUGCAUAGAAUAAAUGAAGAAGAACAACAGGAGAUUCAACAGACAAUUUCAAGGCAAAUAGAAGGAAAAGUGGGGUCACUUUGAAGCUGGGAGAAUAUUCACAAUUAGGGGUUGGCUCGAGAAGGGAAUGGGUUUCUGUAGCAGAGUCACAGUGCUGCAAUUACUUAAGUGAGGCUUGGUGGGAUUUAUCCUCUUUUACAUAUUCUUCAUAACCAGAUGAGGUGCUGCUGUUAAAGACUGAAGAAUAAAUACUGACCACCCAUUUAAGGGGUGAUUGUUCCAGCAGAUUCUGGCUUUCAGUGUCACUUUUAUUUUUACUUGGUUUAUUUUCUGAGCCUCACACUGGUUCCUUGGUUUCUACUUGCUGCUGUGUAUUUCCCUGGACUUGGGCAGCACAGCAUUUAAGGGAGCUUAGUGCUAAUUUCUCAGUGUCUCUUUAAAACCUGACUUGUGAUAAAUGUUGCAAGUUCUUGUGGUCGUAGCUCAAAAUGCACAACCAGUACACAUUAGAAACACAGUGGUGUUUCUGAACAGGUAUAUGGGUCUUGAGCACAAAAGCAGUGGGAGCCUGCACCAGCCGUGGAUCUGUUAGGAACUGACUGUGUGAUAAUCUCUUUUUGAAUCAAAGUGGCCAGGAAAUAUAUAGAAAAAAAAUAGAGAAUGGCAGUUGCUAUGGGAAAAGCUUUCAUGACAAUGUUUUUCAGCCAUUCAACUUGCCUUGUUAGAGUUUGGAUUGAAGUUUUGCAAGAUUGUGUUGCUGAAAUGCCUUUUCUCUCUCUUUCUCUCUCCAUCUCAGGUACCUGAGAGAGAAGAGAUUGAUAUGUCAGCACCUUCACAGUCGAAGUGCUCGAAGAACAGAGACCACAGUUUGAGUUGAAGGGCCUGUUGUGAACGCCCCACACUCCUGCCUAAGGAAGGUCAGCACACUGGAGUGAGCAGGAUGGGACCUCAGAGCCCUGACAGUACAGGGGGGUUCUAUGUGCUGAAGCUUCUCUUCAUAAUUAUGCACCUGAAACUGAGCCUGCUCCCCUGCAGCUCUGGACAUGAGUUGGGAACUACCCCAGAAGAUGCAGUAGAUCCCCCAAAAGACUUAAUAUAGCUUAAGAUAAGGGGAAAAUUGCUAUGAAAAGCAUAAGGCUUUAAAACCUAUGAAUUUAUAGACCAUUAUGAAAAAUCUGGCAUCUGACAAAACCCCUUCAAUAGCCAGUGUGUUAAUUGUACAGGAAAUAGGAGAAUUAUAUAUAUGGGUUUACUUCUAUUAGAGAAAUGUUGAAUUACGUUAGAAGUAGAGGUAAAUGGCAAAUGAUAUUUAUGUAUCUAAGGUUGCAGUUAAGCUUUUCACUUAAAUUAAAACCCCCCAAAAUAUCUGUGCAAGAGACUGAAAUCCCUCCGGCUUCAGAACAGCAGAUGUUCAACUUGGUUAAGCUUUGAGCUGUGAUUAGAAAAAUACAAAUGGAAACCUUCCCACCUAAUAGCUUCUCAGUUCCUCAACAAAAGGAUGAACUUAUGUCUGCAAUAUCCCUUGAACUGCCAACUAAGAGCUCAAACUAAACACUUGAAUUUGCUUAUGGGGUCCUGGGAGGCACCUCAGAUUUUUUUGUUGCUGAAACAAAAGAUUCCAAGUUAAUUCCUUAGAUUUUUUUAAUCUAAAGAUGUAAAUAAGUGGUCUGUGAGGGGUAGACUUCAUGGCCUCAGUGCAGUGUGUGCAGUCUACCCUUGUGCAGAGUGCUGGGUCUUCUCCAAAUGGGUCCUGCUUAAUACUAAAGCUCAAACUGUAGCAAUGUAAAUAAAAUCUGACUUGUGCCCGAGGAAUUGCCCUCCUGUGUUAGUUUGUCUCUAUUACAUGGUAUCUGUGCUUUGCAUCAGCUACCUGAUGCAGAUAGUGAGAUAAACACUGUUAGAAGAAAAGAAUCACCAUACAAGAAAUGGUGCCUCUGAAUCUUAUAGAAUAAAUCAAACAUGGAAAAUGACAUUGUCUGAGAUGAUGGUGAUUUAAAAAUGACAGUAACUGAAAGUCAUAAUUGAAGAUAUUGUGGUUUGGGCCAAGGGUUUUUUUGAUGCAGUCUAUUAUAGUCUUGCCUAGAAAAUAAUUAUGGGCAAGGGAGCACAGAGGGGAGAAAUAAAGGUAAUUCAGCAGUUAAGAUGCAUAUUUUUAAGUAAUAGUUGCCUUACAGGUGCAAAUCUAAGUUCCUUGAAGCACCAGAAGCGUGUAUGCAGGCAUCAUGGACAUGUCCCCACGGCCCACUCAAGUACCUGUUACCCAAGCUGUUGGAGGCGUGAAACUUACCCUAAACCAUCAGAGGUCAUGAAAUGUCAGAUCUCUGUGCAGUCUGAAGAAGACCAUGGCCAAGUUCUCAGCCAAACCCAAGCAGAAGUGGCUGUUUCAGCCAUGUCAUGGGUGGAUGAUUUUGUUCCUCUAAGGCCAGGUGAGAUUUGAGCACCAGGUGCAAUAGCAAUGCACCAUGGAAAAGGUGCUAGAGCAGACAUAGAGUGUUGUGUGGAUCUCUGUGCUUGGUUCCACCUAAAUUUCUGUAAAGGCAAGUUGGAACCUGUUUGCAAAGCAAUGUUCAGUUAGAUCAAAUUCAGGAGCAGGGACAUAGCUUGUCUGAACUCACUGAGAAAGGGCAAGUGCUACAGAGAUCUUGGCCUGUGCUGUAGCAUCUUUCUCAUUUGAACCAGGAAAGGGUAUUGGAGUAUUUUCAUUCAGAACAGGGUGUUUCUAUUACAUAUUUAUUUUCCUAAAUGCUUGAGUAAUUGUGUGAAGGUGAAGUUAUGAGAACAUUGGAAUAUGAAAUAUUAAUAAUUCCUUGGUCUGCAAGGAAUUUAAAAGAUAAAUCAAUGCUCAGACCAUAUGGAAAAGAGAAAAAAUGUUUUCAAGCAGGCUUUUCAGUCCUCUGUGCGUGAGCGCAAUUCCUAAACCGAGCCAUUUGUGCCACCUUCUGGUGCUGAAAUACUUUCAUUUCACUUGUCCGGCUGGACAGGGACAGAAGUAUGCUGGGAAAUGACUAUGGGACAAUGCGUAGACCAACUGGAGCCUGCUGGGUUUGAAGAGCUACUGCAAUAAAGCUUUAGCCUUGCUCUGCUGGAUACAAGGAAUAAUUUCUGACAAAUACAGGUGAGAACAGGCAGAAAAUUUAUUCCAAAGGUUUACUGGAUAUUGCAGGUAACACAGCAGUGAAAAGCAGAGGGGACAGGGGCAAGGGGCCUUGCUUUUGGAUGGGGAGCCUAAGCCAUUAACCAUACAGACAGCAGUGAGAAUCUGUCUCUUACUUGUAUUUGUAUGACUGAGCUUCCCCUUGAGGAAAAUCUCAAGUCAUCACUGAUUUAAAAUAAAAA
Molecule: messenger RNA, 4402 nt
Organism: Pezoporus flaviventris
Lineage: Eukaryota; Metazoa; Chordata; Aves; Psittaciformes; Psittacidae
Gene: RASSF6
Product: Ras association domain family member 6
Exons: 10
Coding region: 170-1150 (326 amino acids)
Biological process (GO): signal transduction
Source: RefSeq, a predicted model, not a curated record